Neogale vison (American mink) is the source of this 903-nucleotide messenger RNA. RefSeq names its product family with sequence similarity 71 member F2 (gene GARIN1A). Gene Ontology annotation, cellular component: nucleus. The transcript has 5 exons. The record is from RefSeq and is a predicted model, not a curated record. The coding region runs from base 1 to 903 and encodes 300 amino acids. NCBI's taxonomy places the organism in Eukaryota, Metazoa, Chordata, Mammalia, Carnivora, Mustelidae.
AUGAGUAAAAUUAGGGGCCUUCCACCUGAGGUCAGGGAACCAGGCCCUGGAGUGGAACUUGGGGUGGAAGAUGGCCUUCUUUGUCAACUGAUUCAUUCUCCAGAAUUCAACUUGUUCUCCGACUCGGUGGUGUUUGAAAGCAACUUUAUCCAGGUCACUAAGCCUGGCAGCUGGAUGGAUGUAUAUGAAGGGUCUACCACUGUGAUCCUUGGAGUGACCUCCUCGGUGCCCUCCUUGCCACUCCCCAACGUCCUCCUGAUGGCCAAUGUCACCUGGCCCCAGGGUCAGUUUUCCUCCUGGAGCACUCCUGACUGUGCUCCUGUGGUCACCCUCAGCAGGAUUCUCCCCCUGAAGUUCGUGGAGCUACAAAUCUGUGACCGGCUCCAACGCAUCCUGCGGGUUAGGACAGUGACUGAAAAGAUCUACUACCUGAGGCUCCACGAAAAACACCCAGAGGCUGUGUUUCAAUUCUGGAUCCGCUUGGUGAAAAUUUUGCAGAAAGGUCUGUCCAUCACCACCAAAGACCCAAGAAUCCAGUUCACUCACUGCCUGGUGCCCAAAAUGUCCAGCAGCUCCACUAGAAUAACACCUGAAAGCAGCCUCCCAUCAUCCACUCAGCCCAGCGAAAACUUCAGGCUGUUGGCGGCCGAGCAGACCAGUGACAGUUUCUCGAAUAUCUCAGGAAAACCCCAGCUCACAGCAGACUGUAACACCAACAUUGCCAUCAAAAUAGACAAUCUGGACAGCUAUAAGAUACCCUCCCGAGUGGCAUCUCUGGUCAACUUGAAUAUACCCAUGAGGGCCGCCUUGAGCCACAGUCUCUGGGAACAAGAAAAUCCAGAUGAGCACUUCCUGCAAGCUCCUGUUGCCAGUUCCCUAGGAGAGAACCUUCUGGGACCCUGA